Molecule: messenger RNA, 1107 nt
Organism: Cryptomeria japonica (Japanese cedar)
Lineage: Eukaryota; Viridiplantae; Streptophyta; Pinopsida; Cupressales; Cupressaceae
Product: probable inactive receptor kinase At5g58300
Exons: 2
Coding region: 1-1107 (368 amino acids)
Biological process (GO): protein phosphorylation
Molecular function (GO): ATP binding; protein kinase activity
Source: RefSeq, a predicted model, not a curated record
AUGUUGCAUGCCAUCAUAGCCGCUAUUAUAGCUGUGAUUCUUAUCAUAAAAACCUUCAUUUGGACCACAGUACUCAUCAAGCGCUGGAAACGGCAACGCGAAUUGAUGAGGCAAAAGGUUUUCAAAUCCCUGCAAACGGAGAAAACGGCAGAAGUGGCCAUUCCAGUGGUGGGCAUUCCGGUGGCCAAUCAGCCUGCUCAACUCAUUUUUAAUGACGAAACAGACCAACGUUUCAAGGAUGUUCAGAGUCUCGUGGAGAAUGCGACGUGGAUUGAGCUGGGCAGGGGCACUCUUGGGCCUCUCUUCAAGUGGGUACUCAAAGGAGGCGCCAUUGUCGUAGCCCGAAAGCUCGACAAAAUUACUGUCACCCGCCAGGAAUUUGCGAAACGUUUGCUCGUGUUAAAAACACUUCAACACCCAAAUUUGCUGCCACUCAGGAGUGGAUUCUUCUAUGGAGAGAUACCCUUCCUGAUUUUCGAUUACCUGUGUCUCGGUAGCCUUGAAGAUCUCUUGCACGGCAAAGAAAAGAGCUCUUUCACGGCUUUGAACUGGCCGAUCCGAGCCUGUGUAUCACUAUGCAUCGCCCGAGGAAUCGCCGCCAUUCACAGGAGCCCCGAGGGCCUGGUGUGCGGCGUAGUGAAAUCCUCCAACGUGCUGUUGAAAAACGAUUUCAAAGGCUGCCUGUCAGGCUACGAGCUGCCUUCUCUAGUCCCCGCCGCUGCCAUCAUAAAGCAGAACCCAGGGGCCGUGGCGCCCGAGCUCCUGCACACAAACACUCCAGUCUUCACUCACAGUUCAGACGUCUACAGCUUUGGCGUGUGUCUUUUGGAGUUGAUAACUGGCAGAAGGCCCAGGACACGGGCCCCCGAUGGACGGGAGAUUGAUCUGCGUGAAUUUGUGCAGAGUGCCCACAAUGAAAUUUUUGAUCCGGCUGUUGAUAGGGACGGAUCAAGCGAAGAGGAGAUGAGUAUGAUGGUGGGUAUUGCCAAGGAGUGCUUGUGUGAUGUAGCUGCUGAGAGACCCACGAUGAGCCAGGUUGUUGUCAAGCUGAAAAUGUUGAGGACACACCUCCACCACAGGAAUGACUCCAUCCAAGAGAUGGAGUAG